ACGUUCGUUUGUCCCACUGAGAUUAUUGCCUUCUCGGAUCGUGUGGCAGAAUUCAAGAAGCUCGACGUGGCAGUUUUGGCGUGCUCUACCGACUCGCACUUCAGCCAUCUGGCAUGGAUAAACACGCCUCGGAAGGAGGGCGGCCUGGGCCAGAUGAAUAUCCCUAUCCUUGCUGAUACAAACCAUGCAAUUAGCAAGGCAUACGGUGUGCUCAAAGAAGACGACGGGAUCGCCUAUCGUGGGUUGUUCAUCAUUGAUCCGAAAGGCAUUCUGCGACAGAUCACAAUAAACGAUCUUCCUGUGGGACGAUCUGUGGAUGAGACACUGCGCCUCCUUCAAGCGUUCCAGUACGUCGACAAACAUGGCGAAAAAAAUGGGUUGGACAUGGCCAGAACAAGCUUGAGAACUCUGCCUUUAAUCCCUCUGAGGUCCAUACAGAAAACUGAGUCCACGGCACACAGUGAACCACCAUUCAGGAAACUGCGAAUUACCGGCUCACCACUGGGUGCAACAAUUAAUUGCCUGUAAGC
This is a messenger RNA of Gongylonema pulchrum, 530 nucleotides long. Lineage: Eukaryota; Metazoa; Nematoda; Chromadorea; Rhabditida; Gongylonematidae. The record is from the annotation of a GenBank genome assembly.